CUCUACCAGCAACUUCUUUUGCCUACAAAAUAAUCAAUUGCCUUGGAAUCCGCUUAUACGAGCAUAAAAAAUUGUUCUCCAGCAUUACAUUAACCGGAAAUGAAAAACGAACAAGUUCCGCUGUCUCCUAAUUCCAAGGCGGCUUUAUUGGAGCAGCAACAACAGUUGAUGUGGCUUGCUUUUCAGAAUAUGCAAAAACAAGGAGGUGUUUCCUCACCAUUCGCUUUCAAUGAUGCCCUUAUGUCUAUGUACUCUAAUACUGCUUCUCCUGCAACGCAAUCACCCGUUUACAGCGCCGUUACUCCAACUCUGAGUGCUCCUUUCCAAUCUGUACCAAGUGUUUCAAGCAGUGCUACGAAAGUACCUCAUCGAGAUUUAGAUGUUGGCAGCUCUCCAAGAGUCAAGCAAUGCCUGCCCAAACAGGAAAAACACGUCGAAAAGCAUAGUUCCAGUGAACCUAUUGCACAACCAGCCGAUUUUACAGAAGAAGAGUCCCAAAACAUUGCUCGACUUUCAGCAGAAAUUGAACAACUUGAGACAGAGAAGAAGUAUUUACUGGCAGAGACUGAUGAAAAAAUUAAAACCUACCAACGUGAAAUGAAAUCUCUUCAGCUUGAACAAAUGGAAAUACAGCAGGAGAAACGUACUGCUGAAACAGAGAUAUCAAAAUUGGAGAAGGAAGUUCAAUGGUUUGAAGGGAAAAUAAAUGCGCAGAAAGAUCAGCACUCACAAUGCAAAAAGGAGCAGGAAUACAUUGAAACGGCCAUGUCCUAUACUAACAAGCUAUCUUUACUGUCCUCAAGUAUUCCAGCAAAUUCUCCUCAUGCGAAGAAAAGUCAUGAUUGGUAUCAAAACAAAGUUGAGGAAUACGAACAGAUGACAAAAGUUGAAGCCCAAGCACAAUUACCGUUGUUUCAACUGGUCACUGCUAUUUUGAAUCCAUUUAAAGAUUCAAAUGAUCUGGUGAAGUGUCUGUAUCCUACAUACAUUCUAAAUCAUUCAAAAGCUGAAUUCACUGAACCCAUCACACUCAAUCCCCGUGAACUUGAAUGUAUCGCGUUUCACGUCAAGGCACAAAGUCAAAUGCUACAAGCUCAGCAGGAAGAGAUCGUACGGUUAACUGAAUUCAUGGCUUCUAUGCAAAACAAGCAACCCGAAGUCCACGAAAAGGCAGUAGUUCUCCGCAAGAACAUGUCAGAAUAUCUGCAAUUUCUUCAAGACUCAACUGACAAGCUGAAGGUGACACACUCCUCUUUAAGCACGAUAAUCGACAAUAAAGAACAAAUGAUUCAAAAACUGUCGAAAGAUGCUGAGCGUGAAUCAGCACUACUUUCGCGAAAGGCCGAUAUCAAACCGGAUCGAUACAGGAAUGUAUUGAGAGAUUCGCACAGCAAUCACAACCGGAGUUUCAGUCCUGUUCAAUCGCACGCAAAGCCUUCCGCUGACCGGGGAAAACGUUCAAGUAGCGUUGGGCUAUCGGACAAGUCUUACUCUGAAGUGGCUGUCCUUCGAUACCUUACACAGGUUGAAUCCUUUGCCAAAGAUGAGCGUGUAUUUGGCGUGCUACAAUCUCGCUACUUGAAAUUAACAAAUCGUCCCCUGUGUUCAUGGGACUAUACGACACCAAUUUCUGGUAAGCCUGUCGAAACUAAAGCUACAAUGGCAUCGCAUCCACGCAAUGUAGAGUUUGUUUUUCUUCACGUCACACUUCGUGACACAAACAACAUUUUGUGGCUCACAGAACUCUGGUGCGACGGAAUUGUUCGCGGAUUCGGUCACGCUGUAAAAAAAAAUGAUGCCGCUCAAAAAGCAGCUGAAAUGGCUGCUGAGUAUUACAAAGGCACGAAUUGGACGCAUCUUUUAAACAUGGGUAUGUCAAGAUCCGCUGUUUUGCCAGACCUUUUCUUUGGGCGUGUACCUUUUCAAUCAAACUUCCCCUCGAACGGCAUCACGAGAAAGUGAAUCUGAAACAAAUUAACAGUCAAAUGAAUGUAUACUUAAAGAAUGUGGCUUAUGUUAAUCUACUUACAAUAUGCUGCAUCCUUAAACUGCUUUUUCUGUUCACACAUCUUUGAUAUUAACAAUGGAGCUUAAAACUUUUCUAAAUUCUAUAUUAAAUGAAGUAACAGUUUAUAAUAUAUAUGGGCAUGUUGUUAUCAAACGAAUUAUGAAGUGUUUUCUGCAUUAAGACAGUGAUAAAUAUAUGAACGUUUAGCAAGUGCCACUUCCAAGUUUAUGAAUAAAAUGGUAGCGGUAUUGCUUUUGAAUAACAAAUACGACACAAGAAACAAACAACAUUAUAAGGUUUUGAUUAAUUUGACUUGCUGAAUGCUGGCAGCACACUGUUCACCUUCAACAGCAUUUCAUCGAAUUCACCGUCAGGUGUACUUAGAACUGUGAUGGCGCCUCCUGCACCAAUAUGCCAAAUGUUUUCAUUGUGAUAGCGGAAGGUAGAACGAAUAAUAACACUGAACUCACCUUUCUCAAGUGACGCAUCCCAAUACCCAAAUAUUCCCGAAUAUACACCUCGCGGAAGUGAUUCAAGUUCCUCUAACAACUGUAUGCUGCGAAGUUUUGGCGCACCUGUCAUUGAACCUGGAGGGAAGCUGUGUGCC
This is a messenger RNA of Schizosaccharomyces japonicus yFS275, 2615 nucleotides long. RefSeq lists its product as hypothetical. The coding region runs from base 100 to 1962 and encodes 620 amino acids. The transcript is spliced from 9 exons. The record is from RefSeq and is a predicted model, not a curated record. NCBI's taxonomy places the organism in Eukaryota, Fungi, Ascomycota, Schizosaccharomycetes, Schizosaccharomycetales, Schizosaccharomycetaceae.